AUGCAAGUACUAGAAAAAUGUUGGGCGGCUUUUCGAUUCUGUACUUUACGGCCUAUACAUGAAGAUGAGCUCGACAGAAAACUCCACGGCGAGCAUGCGGAACGAAAAGACUAUCGAUUGCACAACGUUGAGCGUCUGCUAGCCAUACCAGUCACGGUCGCCAUAAUGGCUGUGGUGGGCUGGACCUGCGUGGGUUGUUUUAUUGUUCACUUCUAUAUGCCUGAUCAUGACACUACUGCCACUUUCUAUUUCAUUUUCAAUUCACUAGCCACUAUUGGUCGACAAAAUCAGCUUGAUACGGCCCACACGAUAGCCAGUUUUGACAGUUAUGAGGAACUGGGCAUAAGCAGUGACUGCCCUCUAAAUCACUUCGCCACACUCGGUAUUUUGCAGACCGAUGACAAAUGUCCAUUGCUUGGGAUAGCUCGACGAGAAUUCGCCUAUAUGGAUGCAAUUACACAAACCGAAAAGACAGUGCCGCAUGGAUACCAGGCCACGCCUCCACCACCCAGCCCAUCGGCCGUGCUACUACCGUAUCCCCACACCUCUCAUGAAGACGUCAACUCGCUUAUCGUCGAAACAUACGGUGUUAAACCGGCAAGACAAAUUAGUUAUCCACGGAAAUAA
Molecule: messenger RNA, 627 nt
Organism: Ostertagia ostertagi
Lineage: Eukaryota; Metazoa; Nematoda; Chromadorea; Rhabditida; Trichostrongylidae
Source: the annotation of a GenBank genome assembly